AUGGCGGAAAACAAGUACCUUGAGGUCGACAAAGACAGUUUCCCGUAUGUCUUCAUGAAGAAUGUGGACUUGCCACUGCGAACCUAUCAAAAGGGUUUUUUGAGAUGCAACGUCUACUUGCCCAAGGACGCUGCGCCCUUUGGUCCCGAGAGAUACCCAGUCAUUGCGACGUACGGACCAUACGUCCCGUACAGCGUAUUCCACAAGAAGAGCUGGGAUCAGUUGAAUCCCGAAAUGAAAUCUCACCACGCGUCAUGGGAGACUCCGGACCCAGGCUUCUGGACAAGCAAAGGAUACAUCGUGGUUAGAGCCGACGAGCUUGGCGCUGGUCAAAGCCCUGGACUCCUAGACACCAUGUCGCGCGGUACUAGCGAGGCGUUUUUCGACGUGGUCGAGUGGUGCUCUGAGCAAGAGUGGUCAUCUGGUAAAGUCGGCCUCCUCGGAAUUAGCUACUACGCUGGUACACAAUGGCGAGUGGCAGCGCGGAAGCCAAAGGGGCUGGCCGCCAUGAUCCCAUGGGAAGGCAUGAGCGACUACUAUCGCGAUAGAGUCCGACACGGCGGGAUCCUAUCGGACAAGUUCAUUAAAUUCUGGUGGGAAAAUGGCGUUUCGCCGAAUCAGUACGGGAAGCCCGGCCGCGCCGCCCGAAACUGGGGUGACGACACCAUCGACGGUGACUUGGAUGAAGACACCCUUCGACAGAACAGACGAGACCAGACGGUCGAUACCGCGGUGCACAGAUUUCGGGACGAAGAAUACUAUCGGACUCGGGAUUUUGAUGUGGAAGCCAUCGAGACGCCCUUGCUGAGCGUGGCAAACUGGGGUGGUAUACUCCUGCACUUGCGAGGAAAUGUCUUGGGCUGGAUGCGUGCUAGCUCCAAGUACAAGUUUCUCCAUUUCAUUGUGGGAAGACAUGAUCUCCCGUUCUACUAUCCUGAAUCCGCUGCGAUUCAGCUGUCCUUUUUCAAUGCCUUCUUAAAGGAUAACGAUGCAGAUGGUUGGAAGACUGGGGGUCAGCCCAGAGUUCAACUUUGUUUACGACAAGGCGAGGCCGGGGUAGACGACCCUGAACGAGAGCGUGGAUUUCCACAGAGACAUGAGAAUGACUGGCCUCUGCCUGGAACCCAGUAUCAAAAGUUCUUCCUUGCUGCAUAUCAGGAACUAGCGAUCCAGCCUUCGGAGACUACUAUGUCUGUGUCGUACGAUGCGAUGGAUGGUGAUCCUAUCUCUUUCCGAUACAAAACACCCACAACCUUAGAAAUCACUGGUCACAUAGUUGCCCACCUGACUGUAUCUGCUUCUCGAAAGCCAGCCAUAGAUACCCUGCCUACAGAUAUUGACCUCUUCGUUACUCUCCGAAAGAUCAACAUCAAUGGUCAAGAAGUCUUUUACACCGGAACCAUGGGCGACCCUGUACCCAUAGUCAAGGGUUGGUUGCGAGUUUCACAACGGCUGGUAGACACGAGUCAUCAUUUUCACCGAGACUUUAUGCCGUAUCGCAACUAUCACAGCACAGAUAUCCAGCCUGUGAAGGAGAAUGAAAAGUAUGCUGUUGAAGUUGAGGUCUGGCCCACUAAUGUUGUCCUCGAGCCUGGGGAAACACUUGUGUUGGAGAUUGCUGGUCACGAUACUCAGGGUGUUGGAAACUUUUCCCACGGCCACGCCAAAGACCGUGACGAGAAGACAUUCACCGGCAUAAACACUGUUCAUAUCGGAGGGGAAAACAGCUGGCUUUUACUGCCUGUAAUCAACUCAGAAAGAUAG
Molecule: messenger RNA, 1764 nt
Organism: Colletotrichum gloeosporioides
Lineage: Eukaryota; Fungi; Ascomycota; Sordariomycetes; Glomerellales; Glomerellaceae
Exons: 5
Coding region: 1-1764 (587 amino acids)
Molecular function (GO): dipeptidyl-peptidase activity
Source: RefSeq, a predicted model, not a curated record